AGUAUCGAUUCCGUGCCAUCUUUAGUUGGUGGUGGGUGCAUUUGUUUGUGCGUAGAAAGGAAAGCGUAAAUUGCCGAAACGAAAAAACCUGUAAAGACCAACAAACUACCAGGGAACAUACAAACGCGUUAGCUGGGCACAAUCGCCACAUCCCCGGAUCGGAACAAGAACAACCGGUACACCAGCGCCACGCCACCAUGGACAUCAUGGACAUCCAGGCCGUCGAGUCCAAGCUGAGUGACGUCACGGUGACACCGAUACCGCGCAGUCAGGUGCAGAACUUCUACAACUACCAGCAGCAGCGGGAGCAGCGCGAGCAGCAGCCGCAGAUCCAGAUCUCGGCCAUCCACCACUCACGGGGCAGCGGCGGAGGAUCCGCCUCCACGGCCACGGACUACUCCACGGGCGGCAGCGCGGGCAAGCGUGAGCGGGAGCGCGACCGCUCCUCGGCCAGCGACUACAGCAGCUCCGCCAGCAAACAGAGCUCCGCUGUAGCGGCCAAUGCAGCAGCAGCCGCCGCCGCCGUAGCCGCGCUCCAGUAUUCCCCGCAGUUCCUCCAGGCGCAGCUGGCCCUCCUGCAGCAACAGUCCAACACAACGGCCACUCCGGCAGCCGCCGCCGCUGCGGCCCUCUCGCUGGCUAACAUGUGCUCCACCAACGGUGGCCAGCGGAGCUCGGCCUCUGCCGCCAGCAGCGCCCAGAGCAUGGGCCUCAACCUGAGCUCCUCACAGCUUAAGUACCCGCCGCCAUCCACCUCGCCCGUGGUGGUGACCACUCAGACCUCGGCGAACAUUACCACGCCGCUAACAUCCACGGCCAGCCUGCCCUCCGUGGGGCCGGGCAACGGCCUGACCAAGUACGCCCAGCUUCUGGCUGUCAUCGAGGAGAUGGGCCGCGACAUCAGGCCCACGUACACAGGAUCGCGCAGCUCCACGGAGCGGCUCAAGCGCGGCAUUGUCCACGCCCGCAUUCUGGUGCGCGAGUGCCUUAUGGAGACGGAGCGAGCGGCUCGCCAAUGAGAGGAGGAGUCGCUGGCGCCGCAGCUGGCGUCGCCGGAUUGAAUGGACCAGGAUGUGCGAGUCAUCCUCAUCAUACGACUAGGUUAAUUCCCCGAACCGCAGAAACGAUGGGUCGAAUCUACCUACCAGGCAUCUUUGGAGCGAUCAGUUAUCUUUGUGAGCCAAUAUCUCAAGACAAAAGAACGCGCUCAAGAAGAGCGAGCGUUCCUUUUCUUUUCUUGAUUGCUUCUUUUUCUGUAUCAAAAUUUUAUUGCUUGGCAUUCCAAAUUAUUAGAAUAAACAGGAUAAUAUCAUUUGGCUGAAUUUAAACAUUUUCAGUACAACACAAAUUUUGAAUUUAUAGUUUUAAUUUCAUUUUGGAAACAAGUUCCUCUGCUUUAUUAAGUUUGCGUUCAAAACACUUUCACCCAAUAUCUCAUGUUCAUGAUUAACAAGAGGCAGCUCGACAUCUGAGAAAUCAUUAUAAAUUCUGAAGUUUUCAAGCUGAACUUAGUGCAACAAGAUUGAACUUAAGUAUCAAACGAUAGGACGCUCUAAAGACUGUUUUUAGGUGAUGCCAAGACCCAUAAUUUCGCAUUAAGAAGUAGUAGUUUGUAUUACCUUGUAAGCCCCAUCAACUUUAUGGCCCUCGGGCCGCCGGACCAUAGUUAAAGAAUGUUUAGACUAGCUCAGGUUUAAAUCGGUUAAAUGUACAACGCUCUAGCUGCAGCACAAGUUAUUGGACCGAUGAACCGAUCCGCGGCAGACGCGCAGAUCGCCUCGGAUAAUGUCCCUUUACCACAUACCCACUUAUCUGUACUCGUAGUCCUAAGACCCAGAUGCACCUGCUGAUCCCGAGUGCUUGUUCCGAUGCGUGUGUCGUCUGCGCAGCGAAUGCGGUUAUUGCUGCGAUUGCUGCGGCGGCGGAUGCGGAGGCGGAGGCGGAGGAGAUCCGUCGAGAGGGGCAGGAUGUGCGCUCGACACUGCCGGAGCUCCUCGUUAUUUUAGAGAACUAUACAAAUUCAUAUAUGUAGUUAAGCAGAGAGAUAUAUGUAUACAUAUAUAUACUUGUUAUGCAAGCCGACGAUGUGCAUGUCCAAGUGAACGGUGAAUUAGUCGCAAUUGACACGAGAAUAUUUAUAUAUGUAUACACAUAGAACACAACUUGUAUAUUUACUAUAUAUAUGAGCAAAUACGACUAAGUUCAAGCCUGUAUACCAAACCGAAAUCGAAAUAAAUGCGCAAUUUUGGGUUUUGUAA
Messenger RNA from Drosophila ficusphila, 2258 nucleotides. RefSeq lists its product as uncharacterized. NCBI's taxonomy places the organism in Eukaryota, Metazoa, Arthropoda, Insecta, Diptera, Drosophilidae. Bases 198 to 1019 code for a protein of 273 amino acids. The record is from RefSeq and is a predicted model, not a curated record. Gene Ontology annotation, cellular component: nucleus; cytoplasm. The transcript has a single exon.